UGAAAUUAUAUUGGUGUGAUGUUGUUAUAUCAAUUGGCUGAAGGAAUAGUGAGAGUAAAGAGAAGGGGGUCGUUGGGACAGUAUACUCAAAAAGGGGUGGGUGGAUAUUGAGUGGCGCAGGGUUGAGGUUUCAGUUGCCCCCUUUUUUUUAUUGGGCAACACAGUUGCCCUUUUAUUAUGUGGUCACAAAGAAAGGAUUUCCUAAAAGCCAAAAACCAAAGAAAAGGGCAAAAAAGAAAGAAAAAGAAAUUGACCGGCAGGAAAAAGAAAAAAAGAAAAAGCAAAGCUAGAAUUAGUAGAACAGUGAUACAGCAAAUAGAUAAACAAUACAGAUGCAUCUAUAUAUAUAGAGAGAGAAGAAGCACAAUAAUAAAAAAAAAUAAAAAUUAAAACCCUCUCUCCCUCAUCAUUCUCUCUCUCUAUCUCAGCUAAGACAUCGAAGAAGUUGAAUAGCAGCAGCGAAGCAGAAGGAUUCUCAUACUUUUUCCUUUCUAAUGGAUCCAUUCGAUUAUGUUUCGUCCAUAAUCGAGCUUCGUAAAGGGUUUGGGUGACAUUGACUGCAUAGUUACACCAUCUUAUAAUUAGAAGUUUAAUGACGUAUGUAGUGACCCUCUUUUCUUAACCAACUAACAAGAAAAAAGAAAAAAAGUAUAACGAAGAAAAAAGAAUGAGCUUAUCAGGAAAAGGGACUCCUACCUGUGACAAAAAGCUAACCUUAGCAAAAGCGACAAGCUUGAAUCCAAAUGCCGCAGAAUUUGUACCCUUUGCACUCAGAUCACCCUCAGGUAGCACUAGCAGCACCGAUGCAUCAAAGUUUGCUAAUUCCACUAUAACUCUGGGAAAAGCUGUACUGGAUAGAUCAGAAUCAUCUGCUUCAAACAACUCAGAUGAUGAAGCCCACCAGUAUUGGCGUCGCCAGCUCCCGGAUGAUAUUACACCGGACUUCAAUGUCAUGGGAGAAGAAGAUUCUCAUGGAAUCAGCAGUCUUCCAUUUUCUAGAUUAUCAGCAACUGAUGUCAAUGAAGCAUCAGUAUUUCCUGCCUCAACUGGCAGUGGGUUCAUGUUGAAGGACCAGCAGGAGUUAUCUCCUAACUGCAUUAAUGGGACUAGUUUUGUUGAAAAGACAGGAUAUCCUGUUAAAUCUUUUGGUGAAGAUGCAUCCUCAGCUAGUUUUCAUCUGCUUUCUAAACCCUGGGACAAGCCAUCUCUGACCAAUGACCAGCCUUUUGCCAAUAUUAGGGAGGGGCCUCAUUAUAAUGGGAAUUCAGGAAACAGCUUCUUUGCAGACAUGAUGAAUGAGCAACCAUUUUUUGAAGCAGAUAUAAAUCCUCUUGAGUUUUUGUCCUCUCAGUUUCCUGGUUUUGCUGCUGAAAGUCUUGCAGAGGUGUACUAUGCCAAUGGAGGUGACUUGAAUCUGACAAUUGAAAUGCUUACUCAGCUUGAGCUUCAAGUUGAUGGUGCAUUGAAUCAAAAUAUGAAUUCAAAAGCCUUGUCUGCUCCAAAUCUUAGUGCUCUGGAUUUCCCUGCUCUCUCUGUGGCAGAAAAUCAAAAUAACAGCCUUAAGUACUCUGGCACUGAUGUUCAACAAAAUGUCAAUCCCUAUAGGUCUUCUGAAAAAGAGAGCACCUUUCUGUUUAGAUCUGGCUCUUCCAUCCCUUUUCGAGGUGCUACAGAUUUUGCAUCUGCUGUCAGAAAGAUGGCAUCUCAGGAUUCUAGCAUAUGGAAGUAUGAUAGGACUGGAGUAGCUGAGGGUAGUGUUGGAUCAAGUAGAAAUUCACCUGCAUUGGCUAGCUCUUACAAUGGUGGGCAGAGUAGAGGAGUUUAUGGUGAUAGGUUGCAGAGCCGAGGUUCCACACGUGCAGCUCCAGUAUGGCUUGAAACUGGAGAAUCAGUUGCAAAUAUAUAUUCUGAAAUGCGGGAAGAGGCUCGUGACCAUGCACGCUUACGUAAUGCAUACUUUGAACAGGCUCGUCAGGCAUACCUUAUUGGUAACAAGGCUUUGGCCAAAGAACUGAGCGUCAAAGGACAGCUUCACAACAUGCAGAUGAAGGCAGCUCAUGGGAAGGCUCAAGAAUCUAUAUAUCGCCUAAGGAAUCCAGAGAUGCAGGGAAAUGGGAGAGGACAAGAGAGAAUCAUAGAUCUGCAUGGUCUUCAUGUUACUGAGGCUAUUCAUGUCCUAAAGCGUGAGCUGUCUGUGUUGAGGAAUGCUGCCAGAACAGCAGACCAGCGAAUACAGGUUUACAUUUGUGUCGGAACAGGACACCAUACAAAGGGUUCGCGUACUCCUGCUAGGCUUCCUAUUGCAGUCCAGCGUUACCUGCUAGAGGAGGGCCUUGACUACUAUGAGCCACAACCAGGGCUUCUCCGAGUUGUAAUAUACUGAGUUGUGAAGGUACAGUAGUUUUUGACACAUCAUUACCCUAGAAAUUCCAUCAGACGAGGAAAAAGAAAAACAAAAUUGUUGUACCUGUAAAUGGGAGGAACGGAUGAUUAGUGCAAAUUCUGGAAAGGGAAAAUGAAAAUGUGAAAAAAGAAGUGGAAGAAAAUUGUAUCAUUAAGAUUUAGUUGUUGGAUAGGAGGAUACAUUUUGUAGCUUGCGGGGACUUGCAUCGGCCCGCCUUCGAUUUUGUAACUUUUGUUCUUUCUAAGAUUCCUUAUCAUUUUGAUUAGCCGAUGUAACUGAUAGAAUUAUUUCACGUGAAAGCUGAAAUUUGCCAAGUCUUUUAA
Molecule: messenger RNA, 2727 nt
Organism: Capsicum annuum
Lineage: Eukaryota; Viridiplantae; Streptophyta; Magnoliopsida; Solanales; Solanaceae
Product: polyadenylate-binding protein-interacting protein 7
Exons: 7
Coding region: 668-2383 (571 amino acids)
Source: RefSeq, a predicted model, not a curated record